This is a messenger RNA of Anthostomella pinea, 957 nucleotides long. NCBI's taxonomy places the organism in Eukaryota, Fungi, Ascomycota, Sordariomycetes, Xylariales, Xylariaceae. The record is from the annotation of a GenBank genome assembly.
AUGUGGUUUACGGCCUUGUCGGCCCUCUGGCUGGCAGCGACGGCCUGGGGCGCUGUCGACCGCGGCGAGGAUGGGAACGUCAGAAGUAUUGCUCUCCGAACCCAUACCUUGAAGCAGCCGUACCUAGACUCCGAUAUGUCCAGCCGAUGGUACGACUUUGGAGGCGACACGAUUGUUCGGACGGACUCAUACAUCCGGCUGUCCUCCGAUCGUCCUUCGCAAAACGGAUGGCUAUUCUCGCGAGUGCCGUUGACCGCCACGAAUUGGGAGGUUGAGGUGGAGUUCAAGAUACACGGCAAGAACCAAUUGUUCGGCGAUGGCUUCGCAAUGUGGCUGACGAAGGAGCGAGGGGAUAUGGGACCGGUCUUCGGGCACGCCAACAACUUCGAAGGCCUCGGCAUCUUCUUCGAUACCUACAAGAAUAACCGACCAGGCGUCGUAUUCCCCUAUGUCAUGGCCAUGUUUGGCGAUGGAAAGACUACGUACAACAAGGACAACGAUGGAAAGGAGACCGAGUUCGCCGGUUGUUCGGCCCGUGGCAUUCGGAAUGCCAACAUCCCGACCAAGUUGAAGUUGACAUACUUCCAAGACAAGUCGUUGAAGCUGGAGCUCCAAUACAAGACCGAGGACGAAUGGCAGCUUUGCUUCGAGACGACGGAGCCGCCAGCGAUCCCCUCGGUCACGUAUCUGGGCUUCAGUGCCGAGACUGGCGAGCUGAGCGACAACCACGACAUCAUCUCCAUCGAAGCUAAAAACCUGUACACGACAGGCGGCUCGGCCACCCGACCUACACCCGGCAAGGGCAGCUCGAAGUCGAGGCAGAAGAACAAGAACAAGAGCGGUGGCAGCUGGACAUGGUUCCUAUUCAAGAUUGUCCUGGUCGCACUGGCUGUGGGCGGUGCGUAUGUGGGUUACACGGCAUGGCGGGCGAAUCAGAAGAGAAGCCACCGCUUCUAA